ACAACGCGCGCUUGUCUAGUUGUGAAAUCUGUUCGCUUGCGUUUAGUUUUCAGUUUUCGACAAUAGUUGAGCGCAGCGAGCGACACAGCGACAGACAAGACAGACGACAGACGACGUACACACAGACACAAUAACACAAACAUAUACAUACACACACGCACAUACGAACGAACAGCUGUGAGCAUACUCACACACACCCACACACACACAUACAUACGCAUACACUGAAGCGCGACUCACUGAUAAACAGAGUAAAAGCAAACUGCCAAAGCGGCAAAACGGCAAAACGGGCAGCAGCAGCAACAACAACAACAACAAGAGCAAAACGCAACACUGCAAACUGCAAGAAAGAGAUAGAGCGAGCUUUAAGCGCGGCUUAGCGACAGCUGAAGCGACGGCUGAAGCUCCAGCAAAGGCUUUUGGGCUCAGCGCGAAAGCGCGGCAUCUGCAAACGUUUUGUUGCGCGCCGUAGACAAAACUCCACAGCAUCGAAUCCAAAAGAAAUACAACAAAAUAGUAAUGCAAAUAAAAUUCAAUUAAAUCAAGUGCAUAAUCAAAACACAGUGUAUGGAAAAAAUUGUUAUCAAAAUAUAAAAGUUAAUCAAAUCUCAAGCGAGAGCGAGCGAGAGAGCCGAAGGAAAGCUACAUCGAAGCACACAUAACAAAAAUAAAAAAAAGAAAAGCAAAGAAAAGAAAAGAAAAAUAAACAUAAAAAAAAAGUCUCAAUUGCUCAAUUGCCAAAGAGUCGACGCCUUUUUGGGUACGCAUAGUAUUUGACGUCCUGCAUUGCAGGACAGUCCUUAAAGUUGUCAAAGUAAGUGCUUCAAAAUUUACUCGCCAACGACAUUUGACGCCUCAAGGGCGUUCAAGCUGGAGGAGGAUUUCGUCGGCGGCUGCAUGACAAUGUCGAUGUAUUCGACAACGGAUAAAAUGAAAAUGUCAGCGCCCAGUUGUUUUCCAGGACGCUACAGUCCAUCCUAUCGAAGUUCUGAGCAAAUGCGACGCUGCAUGCCAAAUCCAUCUAGUCGUUUAUUAGAAGAUGCUUCCCUAUUAUGCAAUUCGUGGUCAGCACGUCAGAAUGGUGAUAUUUUUGCGGGUAUCAACGACGGCAUACUCAGUAGAGCGGAAGCUCUCGCCGCCGUCGACAUUCAGAAGCACCAAGCCCAGCAUGUACAUAGCCAAAUGCCCUCCCAAAUCAAGCACGAUGUGAUGUACCAUCAUCACACAAUGAGUGGCCCCCCGCAACGUCCACUACAGAUGCACCAUUCAAUGGAUCAACUGGACAUGCUAGAUCCGACGGGCUCGAUGACAACGUUAGCGCCCAUCUCGGAAUCGCCAUUAACGCCCACACACCAACACCUGCACGGUUCCUAUCACAGUAUGAAUCACAUGAUGAGCCAUCACCAUCCGGGCACGUUAAGUGGCCACACGGCGGGUAAAUAUCAGUUCAACCAGCAGCAACCACAUCCCAACCACUGUGCUGAUUACCAAGCAUUUAAUGCAGGGCACCAUGGGCAUUCAGCGGUACAUCAUCCUGUCAUCACGGCGGCUGUCGCAGCCGCUGGCCUGCAUCCCGACACCGACACCGAUCCGCGAGAGCUGGAAGCGUUUGCGGAACGCUUCAAGCAGCGUCGCAUCAAGCUUGGUGUCACGCAAGCCGAUGUGGGCAAGGCCCUGGCCAAUCUCAAGUUACCUGGCGUCGGUGCACUGUCGCAGAGCACAAUCUGUAGAUUCGAGAGCCUGACGCUGUCGCACAACAACAUGAUCGCACUGAAGCCCAUUCUGCAGGCGUGGCUGGAGGAGGCCGAGGCGCAGGCGAAAAACAAGCGGCGGGAUCCCGAUGCGCCCAGCGUGCUGCCGGCGGGCGAAAAGAAAAGAAAAAGGACUUCCAUUGCGGCACCUGAAAAGCGUUCCCUGGAAGCCUAUUUCGCCGUCCAGCCGAGACCGUCGGGUGAGAAAAUCGCUGCCAUAGCCGAAAAGCUGGAUUUGAAGAAAAACGUGGUACGCGUCUGGUUCUGCAAUCAACGCCAAAAACAAAAACGUAUAGUUAGUAGUGUAACACCAUCAAUGACUGGACACGGUUCGGCGGGAUUCGGAUACUGAUAGUCAUUUAUGACGGCAGCGGCAGCGACAGCAACAGCAACAGAAGCAGCAGCAACAGCAGCAGCAACAGCAGCAGCAGCGGUGGCAACAGCAACUACAACUAUAACAGCAGCAACAGCAGCGGCAGCAGCAACAUCAUCAGCAGCAGCAGCAACAGCAGCG
Molecule: messenger RNA, 2265 nt
Organism: Drosophila albomicans
Lineage: Eukaryota; Metazoa; Arthropoda; Insecta; Diptera; Drosophilidae
Gene: acj6
Product: inhibitory POU protein
Exons: 8
Coding region: 898-2103 (401 amino acids)
Biological process (GO): regulation of transcription by RNA polymerase II
Molecular function (GO): DNA-binding transcription factor activity, RNA polymerase II-specific; RNA polymerase II cis-regulatory region sequence-specific DNA binding
Source: RefSeq, a predicted model, not a curated record